AUGAGCAAGCCGAAAGUUGGUAUCAAUGGCUUCGGUCGAAUUGGCCGACUUGUCCUGAGGGCAGCUAUGUGUAAAGGAACUGUUGAUGUGUGCGCCAUUAAUGAUCCGUUCAUCGACCUUACUUAUAUGGUGUACAUGUUUAAAUAUGAUUCUACACACGGACCUUUUGUCGGUGAGGUGAAAGAAAAAGAUGGAAAGCUCGUGAUUAAUGGCCACGCAAUUUCUGUAUAUAAAGAAUUAAAUGCUGAGGCAAUUCCAUGGGACAAGGACGGUGUUUACUAUGUUGUGGAAUCAACUGGUGUAAAUACCGACAUGGCCAAAGCCGGGGCACACUUAAAGAACAACAGAGCCAAGAAAGUCGUAAUUUCUGCUCCUUCAAAGGAUGCUCCUACGUUUGUGUGUGGAGUGAAUCUAGAUAAGUAUGAUCCCUGCAUGACAAUCGUGUCGAACGCUUCGUGUACAACAAAUUGUCUGGCCCCUCUAGCCAAAGUCAUUCACGACAACUUUGGAAUUGUUGAGGGCUUGAUGACAACAGUACACGCCUACACGGCAACACAAAAGCUUGUGGAUGGGCCAAAUCCGAAGGGUUGGCGCGAUGGUCGUGCUGGUGCACUGAACAUUAUACCUGCACAAACUGGAGCUGCCAAAGCCGUAACAAAAGUCAUUCCUGAGCUUCAGGGCAAGCUUACUGGUAUGGCCUUCCGUGUUCCUACUCCAGAUGUCUCCGUCGUUGACCUGACUUGUAAACUUGCUAAACCAGCUACUUAUGAACAGAUUAAAGAGGCCGUCAAAGCUGCCAGUCAGACUCCCGCUCUGAAGGGCAUUUUGACUUAUACCGACGAAGAAGUUGUCAGCAUGGAUUUCCGCACCUGUACGGCAUCGUCAACCUUUGACGCUAUGGCAGGAAUCGCAUUGAAUGAUACAUUUGUCAAGCUCAUCUCCUGGUACGACAAUGAAUAUGGCUAUAGCUGCCGUGUCAUUGAUCUUAUCACUUACAUGUACUCGAAGGACAACUAA
This is a messenger RNA of Mesocestoides corti, 1017 nucleotides long. Lineage: Eukaryota; Metazoa; Platyhelminthes; Cestoda; Cyclophyllidea; Mesocestoididae. The record is from the annotation of a GenBank genome assembly.